AUGGCGUCGUUUUUAUGGCACUUUAAUCAGACAGAACUAGAUGCUGGGGUUGUACCUGAUGAUCUUUUGACAUUUUCAAAAAAAAUCAGUGGUGGUCUAUUUAUCAUAUCAUUCAUCGGCACUGCAAUCGUAUGUCUCGGUUAUGGCUUCAUUCGCUGGAUAGCUCCAAGUUACGACCGCGCAUCACUUCGUUUACUAGUUUAUGGUGCCAUAUCGCACAUGUUUCUCGGUGCAGCUUCGAUGUGCCGAAACAAACCAUUCCUUCCGGUAAAAACUUGUGGAUUUUGCAUGUUUCUAUUCAUAUUCUGCAAUGUGUUUAGUGCAGCCUGCUUCACCUGUAUGGCCAUCAAUCUGCAUUUGGUCUACGUUCAUUCUGCCCGUAACAUCAAACACCUCGGGUGGUACUAUGUCAUUGGAAGUUUUUCUAUUGCAUUCAUACUCGCUAUAUUACCUCUAUUUCCAAAGAAUACACACUACGGCCAUAAUAAUCAUAUGGGGAUUUGCUGGUACAACGCCUCAACCCACAGGGGAUCACUUUUGUGGGCCAUCACUACUAUAUACCUCUGGGUAGCCAUCUUUAUUCUUUACUGCUGUAUUUCAAUCUGCAUAAUCUUGAUCAAAAUGCGAAGAGAAGAGGUCGCAAUUAAUGCAAAUCUAGCUGUGGAUAGUAACCAAAACAACCGCAACUAUUGUUUUUCACAUCUAUUUUUUCGACCUCGUCACCGCUUGGGUACCAUGCCGGAAGAGCAACCAUCAAUGCCAUCAAGCUUACUGCAAUCCCAGUUGUCAACAAGAAAUGACCGAAAACUAGAAUCAUCAUAUGUUUUAAAGACAGUCAGUAGAGUUAUUUGGUACCCUAUUGUCUUGAUUAUCACUCGUAUCUGGUCAGUUAUAAAUGUAUGCAUUAUGGCUGCUACGUCAAAAGUCAAUCCAUUCUUUUCUCUGAUGUCCUACAUCGCACUUCCUAUCCAAGACCCGGCCUUUAUUGCGGCCAUUCGGCAAUUUAUAUACCGUAUAAGACCCAGUAAGAAGGAACAAAAAGCCCCAGCCUUGGAAUUAAGCCUAUCGAGACAUACCGGAGACCUUAGCAACGGAACCGGAACACACUCUUGGACAUCCAGACAAAGAUCAGCCUGGUCACCUUUUUCGAUGUCGAUCCAAAUACCUACAAAAAUCCACCCCUCACAGCAUCAAUCAUCAUCUUCAAGUAGUGAGCAAAAUCUAAUCCAUGAAAGUGAGAUUGACUUGAGUUCCUGCCAUCGCUCCUCAUCAGCAUAA
Messenger RNA from Phycomyces blakesleeanus NRRL 1555(-), 1278 nucleotides. RefSeq lists its product as hypothetical. NCBI's taxonomy places the organism in Eukaryota, Fungi, Mucoromycota, Mucoromycetes, Mucorales, Phycomycetaceae. Bases 1 to 1278 code for a protein of 425 amino acids. Gene Ontology annotation, molecular function: G protein-coupled receptor activity. The transcript has 3 exons. Gene Ontology annotation, biological process: adenylate cyclase-activating G protein-coupled receptor signaling pathway. The record is from RefSeq and is a predicted model, not a curated record. Gene Ontology annotation, cellular component: plasma membrane.